AACCAAAUUCGACUCACUUGAUCCCCUCAGUUUACUUUAUACUCGUGACCUUGCGCCAACACUUUUGCUGCUCGAGAUCUCAAAAUUUUCGGAAUUUUGAGAAAUUCAUCGUCUUUUUCCGGUAGGUAUCGUUGGACUACGCAUAAAAAUUGACUUUUAUAGAGAACAGUGUCAAUUUUAUCACUAAAUGCAUCAAGUUUGGGACUCUGCGUCCUCUGUUAUGCUAUUUCUUGGCUGGAUCACUUUCGGAAUUCGGAUCCCGUCCUAUUUGGUCGAGUCGUUUGAUUUAAUCUCAUCCAUCUACUUUGACAAUAUUUUUCAUCGGCGUUUGCUGCUCUUGCCGACCACACCCACUGUCAGCCUAUCCCAUCCUAUCCCCUCUUCCACCACCACCAACAGCAUCAUUCUGAGAUGGUGGUUCGCAUCAAAAGUACCAGGUUUGAUCUUCCGGGAGCAUUUAAAAGAAUCAUCGUUGGGAAUUUUGCUUUGGAUGACUUAAAAGAAGGGCCGGAAGAUGAAGAAUGGUUUUCAGACGAGCAUCGGGUUCCACUCAAACGUUUAUUGGACAGAUAUGGAAGCAACAUGACCCACGGGUUGGACCCAGUUCAGGUAGUCAAGAACCGCUUGAAAUAUGGGACCAACACAUUCGAGACAAGCAAUUCAAUGCCAACUUACACCGAGGGGGCAAAAGUGAUAAAGUCUUUCUUUUUCGGACUCAACACGCUCAUCUGGCUUUGCGCUGUCCUCAGUUUGUCCACGUCCGCAGUUAUCGGCUUCUUCUACCAAGGACAUUCUUACGGGGCUGAGCUUCUUUUCGGUACGGCCUUGAUUCUUGUCACAAUCAUUUCUGGAUUUUCAUUCUACUACCAAGAAUUCAAAUCUGCUCGUACGAUGAAGUCCUUCAAUCAAUUGAUUACCCCACAUUUCGCGAUGGUGAAACGGGACGGGCAUUUCAAAGAGGUCUUUGUGGACGAGCUGGUGGUUGGAGACAUUGUGAAGCUAACCUAUGGCGACAUCAUCCCUGCGGACAUCAGACUCAUCGAAUGCCACGAAUUCUUUGUGGACAAUUCCAGCCUCACGGGGGAAAGCGACCCAAAAAGAAGACACUCCAUUUGCACCGACAAUGACCCCAUGGAGUCCAAGAACCUCGUGUUUUACUCCACCGGGGCAGUUGAAGGUCACGCCAAAGGUGUGGUCGUGGCAGUGGGGUCGAACACAGUGAUGGGAAAGAUGGUGCAAUUGGCAGGAAGUGUCGAAGCAAAGAAAGCAAAAAGUCCGAUCGUAUCAGAGAUUGAAAACUUUAUCAAAAUAAUUUCCAUACGUUCCCUCGUCGUGGGUCUCAUCUUCUUCUUUAUCGCACUCGCCCUUCAAUUCUCGUGGCAAGAUUGCGUCUCCUUCUUUACGGAAAUUAUUGUUGCCAGCAUUCCCGAGGGUCUCAACCUCACUUGCACCAUGCUGCUCGUCAUGAUGGCCAAGUCAAUGGCGAGCAAACAUUGCCUGGUCAAAAAUCUGCAUGCCCUAGAAACCUUGGCUUCUUGCGCAGUUCUGAUCACGGACAAGACUGGGACGUUGACUCAGAACAAAAUGUCCAUUGCUCACUUGUGGUUCAACGACAAAUUCGCCGAAGCGGACACUUCGGAAUUCGUGGGAGGAGGUGAAAGUAGUGAAGGAGACCCCGGAGCGGAUAACAAAAGUGAGAAGAAGACAUUCAACAAGUUGGAUCCCAGUUUCAAAGCGCUUGCACGAGUUGCGCGACUUUGUUCGAGAGCCAAAUUUAAGCCCAUGCAGGGAGACGUUCCCAUUUUUAGGAGACAAGUUAAUGGAGAUGCGUCAGAAUCUGCUAUCUUACGCUUUAUGGAAACACAGUUCAAAAAUGUCAAAAAAUAUCGGACCAAGCAUAAAAUAUUGUGUGAAAUCCCGUUCAAUUCCAGAACAAGGUACCAAGUCUUUGUCCACGAAAUUGCAGAAAAGAAUCACAUCUCUCAGCACUUUGUUAGCAUUAAGGGAGCUCCAGAGGAAGUAUUGAAGCUCUGUGAUCGUAUUUUAAUCAACGAAACAGAAUUUCCACUCACAAAUAUCUGGCGGAAUCAAGUGGAACAAGCGAUUCAACGGCUUGGAUCUCUGGGAGAGCGCGUCAUCGGAUUUGGAGACUGCAUGCUACCUCAAGAUAAGUACAAUGAGUCAUUUUCGUACAUUUCGGAUAAACCAGAAUUUCUUAAUUCUGGACUUCGAUUUGUGGGGCUCAUGUCCAUGAUUGAUCCUCCGAGAGCGGCUGUACCUGAUGCGAUACGGAAAUGUCGAAACGCAGGUGUUCGGGUGGUCAUGGUUAGCGGUGACCAUCCGACCACUGCUGUUGCGAUUGGGCGAGUUGUCGGAAUCAUUGCAGAAGGAAACGAGACGCUGCAAGAACUCUCGGACCGAAAACAGCUCCCUCCUGAUCAGAUAAGCCCAGCCCGAGUGAACGUGGCUGUGGUCACUGGAUCUGAACUGAAACGAAUGGACAGUUCCCAACUAGAAGCAAUCCUCACAUCCAACAAGGAACUCAUUUUUGCCAGAACGAAUCCAGAACAAAAGUUCAAAAUUGUUGAAGCUUUCCAAAAAUUGGGUCAUUUGGUUGCGUUAUCGGGCGAUGGGGUGAAUGAUGCAAAUUCACUGAAGAAAGCUGACAUCGGGAUCAGUAUGGGCAUAACGGGGACGGAGGUGACUAAAGCUAUCAGCGACAUGGUGCUUCUCGACGACAAUUUUACCAGUGUGGUUGACGGCAUAGAAGAAGGGCGACGUGGUUUUGAAAAUCUGAAGAAGAUCUUGGCUUACUCGCUGGCUGACAAUGUAGCCGAGAUGUGGUCAUUCAUGUUGUGCAUCGUGCUCAAGAUUCCACUCCCCUUGGGGACGAUGGCCAUUCUUCUCACCGUUUUGGGAACGGACCUCUUCCCAUCUCUCAGCCUCAUGUACGAAACUUCGGAAACGGAUACGAUGAGGCUGAAGCCAAGGAACCCUUCCAAAGACAAAUUGAUUACGUCACAGCUUAUUACUCACACAUAUUUACAAGUGGCCGUGCUGGAGGCAGUGGCUGGCUACUUCUCGUACUUUGCCACAAUGGCGUCAUUUGGGUUCAUGCCUCUGACCCUCAUAGGAAUUCGGAACCAGUGGGAAAAUAGGUUUAUCACAGACUUACAAGAUUCUUGGGGACAAGAAUGGACAUUUCCAGCUCGAAAAAGAUUGGAAACAUAUUCACAGACUGCCUUUUUUGUUGCGAUUGUAAUCAUGCAAGUUGCAAACGUCAUAAUAUGCAAGACGAGACGACAAAGCAUAUUCCAGAAGAAAAUGACGAAUUGGACCAUGAAUCUUUCGAUUCUUGUCGCUCUGGGUCUAACUUGUGGAAUAAUUUAUAUUCGGCCGUUCGCUUCAUUUUUCGGAAUGACUUCUCUCAAGGGUAUUCAUUGGCUUCUUCCUCUGCCCUUUGCCCUGUUUUUAAUUGUUUUCGACGAACUGAGACGCCUCUUCCUGAGACAAUCUCACGAAGUGUGUGGAACUUAUCAUAAAAUGUUAUCUUUUUAGAUUGAUAUACCAGUGACAUAUUUUUUUAAAUUACGAUAGUGUUAUUUAUUACCUAAUCAUACAAUAAAAGUUAUGGAGAGAGAGUGCUGUGUAA
Folsomia candida is the source of this 3652-nucleotide messenger RNA. RefSeq names its product sodium/potassium-transporting ATPase subunit alpha. Lineage: Eukaryota; Metazoa; Arthropoda; Collembola; Entomobryomorpha; Isotomidae. Bases 412 to 3558 code for a protein of 1048 amino acids. Gene Ontology annotation, biological process: potassium ion import across plasma membrane; intracellular sodium ion homeostasis; intracellular potassium ion homeostasis. Gene Ontology annotation, cellular component: membrane. Gene Ontology annotation, molecular function: P-type sodium:potassium-exchanging transporter activity; ATP hydrolysis activity; ATP binding. The transcript has 18 exons. The record is from RefSeq and is a predicted model, not a curated record.